UGUAGUUCGGACUCUUGCCCGAACGAGGCCGUCGGGCGGCGACUCGGAGGUCCGAGGCAGUCCCCCGCCUUCCGCGCUUGGCUCGGAGGAUGGAUCCCGGGCCCGGGCCCGACGCAGCGCCGCUGAGUGGCCUGGCCUGGUCGUCGGCCUCGGCGCCCCCGCCGCGGGGAUUCAGCGCGAUAUCCUGCACCGUGGAGGGCGCGCCCGCCAGCUUCGGCAAGAGCUUCGCGCAGAAAUCUGGCUACUUCCUGUGCGUCAGUCCCUUGGGCAGUCUCGAGAAUCCGCAGGAGAACGUGGUGGCCGAGAUCCAGGUUCUGGUGGACAAGAGCCCCCUCCCGCCCGGCUUCUCCCCGGUGUGCGACCCCCUGGACUCCAAGGCCUCCGUGUCCAAGAAGAAACGCAUGUGUGUGAAGCUGGUGCCCCUGGGGACCGCGGACACGGCUGUGUUUGAUGUGCGGCUGAGUGGGAAGACCAAGACGGUGCCCGGAUACCUGCGAGCAGGGGACAUGGGCGGCUUUGCCAUCUGGUGCAAGAAGGCAAAGGCCCCUCGGCCGGUGCCCAAGCCCCGGGCUCUCAGCCGGGACAUGAGGGGCCUUUCCCUGGACCUGCCCGGCCAGCCCAGCAGGGGCAGCUUCCCGGAGCGGGUGCUGUCGAGGCUGGGCUCUCGAGCUUCCACGCUGCGGAGGAGCGACUCCAUCUACGAGGCCUCCAGCCUGUAUGGCAUCUCAGCCAUGGAUGGGGUUCCCUUCACGCUGCACCCCCGGUUUGAGGGCAAGAGCUGCGGGCCCCUGGCCUUCUCUGCAUUUGCCGAUCUGACCAUCAAAUCGCUGGCGGACAUUGAGGAGGAGUACAACUACGGCUUCGUGGUGGAGAAGACAGCGGCUGCCCGCCUGCCCCCCAGUGUCUCGUAGCCCUUCGCCAGCCCCAGGGAAGAGCCCCCUGCCU
Molecule: messenger RNA, 945 nt
Organism: Ceratotherium simum simum (southern white rhinoceros)
Lineage: Eukaryota; Metazoa; Chordata; Mammalia; Perissodactyla; Rhinocerotidae
Gene: MVB12A
Product: multivesicular body subunit 12A
Biological process (GO): virus maturation; receptor catabolic process; viral budding
Cellular component (GO): cytosol; ESCRT I complex
Source: RefSeq, a predicted model, not a curated record